AUUCACACGCAGAAAUGUCUAUUGAUCGUGCACGUGCUGGAACUAUCGAGAGGAGACAGCGUCUCCAUGACCUUGUCGACUUGCGGGAGGAGCUGAGAGAUCUUCAAGCUAACUUGGAACACGAAGAACUACGGUUUGCGGAUGCCGUAAAAGAAAGAUCCUCCAUUAUGAACAAAAACGACCAGGAAGAUUCAGAGGACGAGGAUCAUUUUUUGGAAAGCUUGCGGCUAACUGAAGAAAAUAUUCACUCCCAUCGUCAGAAGAUUCUGGAAAUCCAAGGGAAGAUAAUCGACAAAAAGGAGAGCAUUUUAAGCCUUGAGAUUCUAGUGAAGCUUCACGAAAAUGAUAAAUAAUUAUCGGGUUUUUUUUCGUUCUUGAUUUUUCGCACCUAAAAUUAAAUUGUUGGUUUUUUGUCCUCGCUAGAAAUAAAACAAAAAAUCCAA
Caenorhabditis elegans is the source of this 443-nucleotide messenger RNA. RefSeq names its product BMERB domain-containing protein (gene Y54G2A.41). The record is from RefSeq and is marked reviewed. NCBI's taxonomy places the organism in Eukaryota, Metazoa, Nematoda, Chromadorea, Rhabditida, Rhabditidae. Bases 15 to 353 code for a protein of 112 amino acids. The transcript has 4 exons.